Messenger RNA from Epinephelus lanceolatus (giant grouper), 1192 nucleotides. RefSeq names its product V-set and immunoglobulin domain containing 8a (gene vsig8a). Lineage: Eukaryota; Metazoa; Chordata; Actinopteri; Perciformes; Serranidae. The record is from RefSeq and is a predicted model, not a curated record.
AUGUUGAGAAAAAGCUGCAGUCGUCUGAGGUCAGCAUUCUCCCUCAGCUGCCCGCCCUGGUUGUCUGUCUUCUUGUUAUGCAGCGCAGGUCUCUUGAGCACAGAAUUGAAAUGUGCGCGAGGGAUGCAGCUGACAUCUACGGGGCCGCAGACCAUUCAAAAGGCUGAGGGAGAGAGCGUGAUUUUGGGCUGCACUUACACACCGAGCCCUCUUGACACCGGAGACCUUGACAUUGAAUGGUCUGUGGUCAGUCCAGACAGCACGCAGAAGGAUCAGAUGCUCAUGUCCUACAGCAGCGGCACUAGAUACGUCCAUGGUAACCCUGCUCUUGCAAAGGAACUCAGCUUUGCUGCUCCUGACCCCUCAAUGGGUGACGCUUCGAUCUCAAUCUCAGUGUUGUCACCUGCUCAUAGUGCUACCUACCAGUGUAAAGUGAAGAAAUCACCUGGAGUGGACAUGCGCAAGGUUUCACUUGUGGUACUGGCGAAGCCGUCUGUGCCUAAGUGCUGGGUGGAGGGAGGGGAGCUGGUCGGCGAGGCUCUGUCUCUCCACUGCAAGUCUGCAAAAGGCUCCACUCCCUUAAAAUACACGUGGAGGAGAGAAAGUGCAGGCCCCAUCCCUGCUGCAGCCACGCAGAACAGCGUGACUGGCGAGCUAAAAAUCAGCAACCACUCUCAGAGCUUUGCAGGAUUUUAUCUUUGUGAGGUGAACAAUGCUGUUGGAGCCGAACACUGCAGGAUCAACCUGAAAGCGAACAAACCCCCAAACAGAGCAGCGAUGAUUGUUGGCACCAUUGUGGGCUCUCUGCUCCUCAUCCUCAUCCUGCUGGUCUUCAUCGGACUUCUAUACUGGAAACUAAGCAACAGACUUCGCUUUGAGAAGGAGUUCUCCAAUGACAUCAGGGAGGACGCUCCGCCUCCCGAGAGCCGCCCAGUCAGUCGCCACACGAGCAGGAGCGCCAGUCAGCACCCGCAGGUUACUUACUGUCCGGUUGGCAGCGCCGAGGUGAGCUCUUUAAGUGACGGAUACACACACACUCCCUCCAGCAACAGCCAUGGACAUACACCCCUCAAGUAUGCACCAGUGGAAUAUGACAGCAAGUACGGAUACGCAGUGUGAGAGUGAACAACAGAACUGAAGUGAGACGCAUUUAACUGUCAUUGUGAUGGUUCAAUAGAUCCUUGAAGACCAU